This is a messenger RNA of Closterium sp. NIES-67, 592 nucleotides long. The record is from the annotation of a GenBank genome assembly. NCBI's taxonomy places the organism in Eukaryota, Viridiplantae, Streptophyta, Zygnematophyceae, Desmidiales, Closteriaceae.
AUUCUUGAUGCUUAGCCCUCCACACCGAAUCUUUGCUCCCUCACAAUCCACAGCCAUGGCUUGCGUCGCUGCCUGCUCCCUUGCUGCCCCGGCUGCUGGCCUCGCGGGCUCCUCCCUGGCCGCCCGCAAGACUGCCCGUGUCCAGCUCAAGUCAGCAUUUGUUGGACAGCGCGCUGUGGUGCAGGCUCCUCGCGCCGAGGCUCGCGUCACCUGCUUCGUGCGUGACUGGCUCCGCACUGACCUGUCGGUGAUUGGCUUCGGCGUCGUUGGGUGGCUCGCGCCUUCCAGCAUCCCCGCCAUCAACGGAAAGUCUCUCACCGGCCUCUUCUUUGAGAGCAUUGGCCCCGAGCUCGCUCACUGGCCCACUGGCCCCAGCAUCGACUCCCCCAUCUGGCUGUGGAUGAUCCUGUGGCACUUCGGCCUGUUCGCCUGCCUCUGGUGGGGCCAGAUUGGAUUCAAGGCCCGUGCUGAUGGCCUGAACAAGAUGUAAAAACUGUCUUCGGCUGUGUUGAAGUGAAAUGUACAGCAUUAAUUUGAAAAGCCCUUAUAAUUAUCAUACUAUGCAUUGCACAACUUUCGGGAAGCAGAACAU